This is a messenger RNA of Patiria miniata (bat star), 1705 nucleotides long. RefSeq lists its product as uncharacterized. NCBI's taxonomy places the organism in Eukaryota, Metazoa, Echinodermata, Asteroidea, Valvatida, Asterinidae. The transcript is spliced from 7 exons. The coding region runs from base 332 to 964 and encodes 210 amino acids. The record is from RefSeq and is a predicted model, not a curated record.
ACGCAUAAGGGUCGAAGAUGCACCAAACCGUCCCCACAUGUGCCAUACAGCAUGGUUUAUACAGUUGGACGGCGUGUUAUAUGCGGUAGCUGUCCGAUGCCGGUGCGCCGGCGUUGCGCGAAGGGGGAACAACAUCUGGCCAAUUACCGACUGAUUUCAAGUCUAGCUUCGACUGCACUGCUUAGAGCAAGUGAAAGCACUUGCAAUCGCAGUUGCAAUCAAAGCACGAUCGAAGGAGUCUGCUGUGUCCUGGCGGCUCGAUUUAUAGUAGAUCUACAUCCUCAAGGGCUGCACAAGACCGUGACAACCGUCUAACACCGAUCGACAAAAAAUGGAGAAAAUUCAGCUGGGAUUCAUCCUGUUACUUGCUUUUUUGUGUGCCGGGGUAACGCAAACGACAACUCCUGAUAAUUCAGGAGGUCAUUGUCCACAUGACUACGCAAGAUACAACCCAAACAUUCCGACUCCAGGAUGCGGAGGCGAAUGUGAGGGAGACCAAGACUGCAGCGACGGGGAGAUAUGCUGCGUCAAAACGUCUCAAUCGGAAUACCAGUGCCCUGUAUGCAGGCAACCUGAAUACGGCAAGGGAUGUGACACCCGCUUCGGUGAAUACUAUUACGACGGCGAAAUUUUCAAUAGUUACAAUCCGUACUACUACUAUGGCUGUACAAUAUGUCAGUGCAUCAAUGGAGAAGUCAACUGCUUCAAUACCUGUGACGAAGAUAGAUUUGCACUCAGGGAAUGGAUCGUGCCUAGUAUCACUGCAGCCGUCGCUCUGUUGGUCGUUCUGAUUGUCUCUCUGGUGGUGUGCUGCUGUGUGAAGUGCUGCUGCAAGACCGGUCACAGGACUGUGUACCAUGGAGUUGGAACACCGGUUCAACGGCCUAAUAACUACCAGACAUGCCCACCUUACAUGCCUAAUGCUGGAGAAAGGGAACCACUCGUCAAUCCUCAAGUCGCUUAGACAGUGUCUCAAGAUCUCCAGCUUCAUACAUUUUCUGUCUGGGAGGUCACAGACCAUUUUUGUUGUGGCGUGCCUGUUUGAAAAGCAAAUGUCAGAGAUCUGUCUCCUGUUUUUUUACUCGAUUUAUAAAUGAAUUUGUUAUACCUCUGUCUUGAAUACUGUAUUUUCAUUGGCCUAGAAUGAUUACGCGUUUAGUUUAUAAAAAAAGUCAAAUCACACUCGCUGUGGGAUAUCACGACCGUGAUAUCUCAUAGGGAGUGUGCUAUGACUUUGUGCGUAGGCCUACACGUAAAAGGCAGCGAACUUGCAGACUAUCAGCUGUUUCGAGCACGCGACAUGCGUGUGAGUUGACGUCGCCAGUGUCAUGAUUGUUGUGUUUAUUGCUGUUUAUUUUCGUGAUUUUUACAUCAAAAUCCAAGACAUAGGUAUAACAAACAAUUGUUGUCUGGUGUGAUAUAGGAUAUGACGUUUUGAGCACCCUCGGGGCGCUUAGCACCCUCGGCUGCACCUCGGGUGCUAUGCGCCCCGAGGGUGUUCAAAACGUCAAAUCCCGGCCCACAUCACACCAAUCAACAAUUGUUAAAUACAUGUAGAACAAUAGAGGCUUUGUAAAGAGGCUCAACUUUCUAUGUAAGUUGGAUUUCAAUUUCUUAAUCUAUGUACAUUGUACUUGCUUGAUGACAUUUACAAAUCGUAAAGAAGCUAGGGCAAUUAAAAAGUUUUCUAGAUAAUGUGCAUGUA